Sus scrofa (pig) is the source of this 498-nucleotide messenger RNA. Lineage: Eukaryota; Metazoa; Chordata; Mammalia; Artiodactyla; Suidae. The record is from RefSeq and is a predicted model, not a curated record.
AUGCAGAGGACAGACCGUGUGGGCUGCGUGGGCUUGGUGGAGGAGAAACGGGACUCCGGGCGCGACCCCAGCCCCACCCCGGCGCAGACCCCACCGCCCCCGGGCCUCUCCCAGGGUCCCCCCAGCGCCCCCCCCGACCCCCUCACCUGGCCUCUCCGGCCCCGCCUUCCGGAGAGGGCCUCGGCGGCGGUGGGGUCCCCCAUCGCCGGGCGGCUGGGGGUCGCGGGGGCCCCCACGGUGACGCCGCCGCCGCCACCUCGCGCUCCUGCGGCCGCGCCGCCGCGGCCCCGCGCCCCCCGCCCCCGGGGAGCCCCCCGCCCCCCAGUUCCGGCCGCGGCCGCGCCCCCCGCCCCCUCAGCCCGCAGCCGCCCGCGCCGCUGUCCCAGCCCCGGGCGCGCCUCCCCCGGCGGGCGGGCGGGCGGGGACCGUGACGCGCGCCCAUUGACGUCUCCGGAAUCCCGGCGGCGGCGGCCGACGCAGCCUCAUCAAUGGGGCUAA